AGAUAGCUGACCUGGCCUGCCACGUGGAGGUCGGAGGAGAUAUGUGAGCAGAGACCCCGUCGCUCUGCUCUUCUUCUUUAGAUGCUUGCUUUAGAAGGAAGAAAGCAGAGCUUCCAUGGCUUCUGCUGCCUGUAAAAGGAAAGAGACGGGAGAAAUCAGGUUUUUUCCACUGAGAGAAAACCCUAGCUUUUCCGGAAGGAAAUGCUCUGCUUCUGCUUCCUCUGCUUCUUCUUCUUCUACUACUGAAAGUGAUCAGUGGCGGCAAUGCGGAUCGGAUCGGAUGGUGAAGAACGAGCUUGACGCGGCCCGCGCGCUUGCUGAUUUGUCGCAGAUGGCCCCGAUCGAAGCCAGGGGGCAGGAUGAGAAGUGGGGGAACAAGGGCAGGCGGUCGCGGAAACGGGCCGUAGAAGAGUUGAAGGUUGUGCUGGAACAGGGGAAGGACGACCUGCCCGGGCCCCGGCCCGCGCCCGGUCUGGAUGUUUUGAGCUCGAAGCUCCCCAAGCCAUUGGAUCCUAUUCAGAAUCAACCAUUAGAAGUUUAUCAAUGGCGUAAAAAGGUCUGCCAACAUAUAGAGCGAAAAUCUGGCCAAGUGGAUUCUACGUUUCCUAAAUCAUGCCCAAACCGCUCUAGAACAGGCAUGUCAUUUUGCAGAGGCAAGUCAAAGCAAAAUUUGAGUGAGGCUGAGAAGGAAGCAAAGAGACUGCGCAGGGUUUUAGCAAAUAGAGAGUCUGCUAGGCAGACAAUACUUCGGAGGCAGGCCUUCUGUGAGGAGUUGACCCGAAAAGCUGCUGACCUGGCAUGGGACAAUAAUAGUAUGAAACGGGAAAAGGAGUUGGUUAUGAAAGAGUAUCAGUUAUUGAAGGACCGGAACAAAUAUCUAAAAUUUCAGGUGGCUAAGACAAUCAAGGGUGAGAGCGCGGCGGGGAUUAAGACCGAGUCGGAGGAAACUCCAUUCGAAGCCAUUUCCACCCACGGGGAGACACUUUUAUCUAUGCAGCUGCAGUCACCUGCAUACAACAGAUCUGCAUUUAUGCCUUUUUUCUGGCCUUCUCUUUAUCCCCUCCAAACACACCCAUUUCCACAAAACACCACUGAAUCAAAAGAUUUGGCAGCUACGUACAUGGCCCACCGGUGGGGUUCUGGGCAUGAUCCCAUCUGCAUGCCAAGGAUGCGAUCUAAUAUGCUUCCAUAUCCAUGGUUUUUUCCUCCGUUACACCACUGGUGCGGACCCUACCCCUGUGACCCUCACACAUGUAAAGAAAAUGAUGAAAAUUCUGUUGAGGGUCAGUGCAACAUGGGACGAUCAUCAAUAUCAAGGGGAAAGAUGAAGAAAGCUUCUUUCCUGAUUGAUGGGUGGGGCAUGUCCAUCUCGACAGAAGCCAACACUAAACGAGAAAAUGCUUCUAACAACAUUAUAGAAGGCGAGAGCCAGACAUUAGAACAUUAUACAAAAAGCAUGGUGAAUAAGCUUAACACCAUCAAUGCAUUGCAGCCCACUUCCACAGUCAAGUGCGAGAGUGUCUUGGAAACUAAUUUGAAUUUCAAAGAAGCUGUUUCUUCAGGAAAAUUACAGGAAACUAGCAUAUAUCAAAGUAGGAAAUCAGUUGAUCCAUCCACUGCUGCGGAAGCUAGGAAGAGGAGGAAAGAACUCACAAAGCUAAAAAAUCACCACAAUCGACAAUUUCAACUACCUUCCUGAGAUCCAAAAUUAGUUUUCAUCACAUCUUUGAUCAACGGGCCCAUUUCUUGACAUCUUCGAAUGCAAAUAGGCAAUAAUACUAACUUCCAUUUGGAGUUUCACAGGAAAUUAGUAUUGGAUCGGCCCUUAGCAGUUCAUAGAAGAACCCAACACUGAGUUUUUAGAUUAACGGAUAGAGAAAUGCUAAUGCGUUUCACAAGCGAAUGGUCGAGUUUUUGCGAGACUCGGGCCAUUCCUCAAGUGGGGCCCAUGGGGAAGAUCUCUUGGCCUGAAGUCUUGCUCGUCUUUUUAUUAUGUGCAUGUUGAAUAUGAAAUGUGCAUGUUGAAUAUGAACCUUUGUUCUUUUCUUUUUUUCUUGGAACGGUUCCAUUCUCAAAUAAAGGUUUGGUCCACCUUAUGAGUAGGAAAUGGACUGAUUUUCCGAAGAGAGCAUGUUUAUGAGCUUGUUGUUUACUUUUAGAAAAUGUUCAAAAUAUAGAAUUGACAAUAAUACAAUGCUACAUUCUCUGAA
Messenger RNA from Magnolia sinica, 2210 nucleotides. RefSeq lists its product as uncharacterized. Gene Ontology annotation, molecular function: DNA-binding transcription factor activity; sequence-specific DNA binding. The transcript is spliced from 6 exons. Gene Ontology annotation, biological process: regulation of DNA-templated transcription. NCBI's taxonomy places the organism in Eukaryota, Viridiplantae, Streptophyta, Magnoliopsida, Magnoliales, Magnoliaceae. The record is from RefSeq and is a predicted model, not a curated record. The coding region runs from base 116 to 1699 and encodes 527 amino acids. Gene Ontology annotation, cellular component: nucleus.